CGGUCCCGUGAUCACUAUGGCUGCCUUCAGCAAAAGUAUCCCGCACAGCUGCUAUGAGAUCGGGCACACCUGGAACACUUCCUGCUCCAAGUCUACGCUGCAGGUCACUGUGGGGGCUUUGCAGGAGUCCCUGAAAAUCUAUGCGCCUCUUUACAUCAUUGCAGCAAUCCUGCGAAGGCGGAAGUUAGACUACUAUAUUCACAAACUGCUCCCUGAGAUCCUCCAAUCGACCUCCUUCCUUACUGCAAAUGGUGGCCUCUAUAUUAUGUUUUUCUGUAUCCUCAGAAAACUGCUUGGGAAGUUCUACAUAUGGUCUGCAGGAUUUGGUGCAGCUUUGCCUGCUUCAUAUUGUUUUUUAUUGGUUUACAGGAGAGGCCUCUUGACAAUUUAUAUGGCUAACUUGGCAACAGAAAGUAUAUUUCGAAUGGCUGUAACAAGGGGUCUUAUCACACCAGUUAAGCAUGGGGAGGUCCUGUUGUUUUGCUUCACGGCUGCCCUGUACAUGUUCUUCUUUAGGUGCAAAGAUGGCCUCAAGGGAUUUACUUUCUCUGCACUCAAAUUUAUUGUUGGAAAGGAAGAAAUUCCAACACAUUCAGUUGCGGAACACCGGAAUCCCAGUUCAACCAGUAGCUACGUCACUGAGCACCAGGUACUCGAAGAUCGAACGAAGGAAACCAAGAAAUCUUUGAUAGCAUUGACUAGACAACUUAUCGACAGAAUUUGCAAACGUGGCCCAAGACACAGAUGUUGUAAGCAUUAUGAAGACAACUGCAUUUCCUACUGUGUUAAAGGUUUUAUACGGAUGUUCAGUGUUGGCUACCUUAUUCAGUGCUGCCUUCGUAUUCCAUCUGCAUUUAGACACUUGUUUACAAAGCCUUCCCGGUUGUUGUCUGCUUUGUACAAUAAAGAAAAUUUCCAACUUGGAGCUUUUCUAGGAUCCUUUGUUAGCAUUUAUAAGGGCACUAGCUGCUUCCUCCGAUGGGUAAGAAAUUUGGAUGAUGAGCUUCACGCAUUGAUUGCUGGUUUCUUAGCUGGAAUGUCCAUGAUGUUUUACAAAAGCACAACUAUCUCCAUGUACCUGGCUUCCAAACUUGUGGAGACACUGUAUUUCAAAGGCAUUGAAGCAGGAAAAUGUCCAUACAUUGCAAAUGCAGACACCAUCAUCUAUGCAAUUUCCACAGCUGUAUGUUUUCAAGCGGCAGUGAUGGAAGUUCAUAACCUCCGGCCUUCCUACUGGAAAUUUCUGUUGAGGCUUACAAAGGGAAGGUUUGCUUUGAUGAACAGAAGGGCAUUGGAUGUUUUUGGUACACAUGCCUCGAGGGACUUUAAAGGAUUCAUCCCAAGGCUGGAUCCAAGAUACACUCUUGUGAAACCAGAACUUGAACUUGAAUUCAAUUCCUGAUUACUGUAUGAUGGGUCAGGAAAGACAUUCUUUGGAAUGGUCCAGGUUCAUAGGGCAGGUUUAACGCAGGAAGUUAUUAUUUCCAAUGUUUUACCUGGGGGAAGGGGUGGGGGGGGGGGGGGUCGAUAUUCUUGCAGUUUUCUUUAAGGGCUAUCUAAUUGCGCCUCUCUUCUGAUGUAAAAUGUGAAUGCAUUAAGCACUUAAUCUUUGGAAGUUUAAUUGUUCUUGUUAAUUGAUUAUUCCAUUUUUGUUACAAUUUUUGCUAGUUAUUUUAAAUAUGAUAUUUGGGUGUCCUAUUAAUUCCAUUUAUGCCAACUGCUUGUUUGCAGGGUAUUGGCUAUUUUAUAUAUGCCAAUGCUAAUGGUUCUUCUGUGAAAUUGAUUUCUUUUUGCAAAGUCUGUAGUAAUUGGUUCAUUCCUUAUCGCCAAUGGUUGAUUGAUGAAUAAAAUAAACAAAAUGUGAUGAAAAUAAUUUGCAUCCUGCAGUGUAAAUUGCAACACCAAUUGACACUGCUAAAGAAAUAUUAUUGUUUUUGAUAUUAAAUUGCUCUAUUAUGUUAAAUAUUUAAAGACCUAUUCAUUUGUUAUGUAAUUGAUAUAUUUACCCUAAACCUCAAUCCAUACUUGUAACUUAAUGAAGUCUUAGCCCUAAUUCCUAUUGACGAAUAUUUUUUACUUCUAAAUGACAAAUUUUGGUACUCUGGUGUAUUAUAAAAUUAUAAAAAAGAUGGUUAAUUUUCCUGUAAAUGUAAUAGUGUAUUUCAGGCAAAAAGCAAUUCAUUAAAAAAAAAUAAACAAAAAACAUUCAGUCAGAUUUUUUUCUUAGGAAUUUACCCAACGGCCUCUUAUGAUAAUUGAGUUUCACUGAGCUUUUAGCAAUAGGAACUUUAGUUUAUGAAAAUCAACAAUUACCAUUCAGAAUGGCAUCAGUGAGUAUAUAGUACAAGAACUGAAUUUCCAAAUAUUGAAAACUUACAGUAAAGACAUGUUCUUAUUAAAUUUUAUGUUUGAUACCAUGUUGAAAAAAAUUAGGAACUUUUAUUUUUGGGACAUAGAUUGUAUUGGUGUAAAAGCCUUUGGCUUGAAGAACAUAAAUCUGUAAGAAACCUUUAUUUCCUCAGAUGAUGAUGUGUAACUCAAGCUGUUUCAAAAACCUGCAAUGGAAACCAGAUGUUUGCUGUGGCACACAGAUGAUGACAGUUAGAAUAGUGGAGCAUUGACCCAUAUGUGCAUAUUAUUAAAGAAGUCCCGGUUUCCACGAAUAACCUUGAAAUCUAAUUGUGAACUGGACCACUUUCCAGUUCCAGUUUGUGUGAAGUUAGAAAGCAAAAUGCUUUUGUUUUCAACAGGCUUAUUUAAGGAUUAUGACUAUCUUCAACCAUUUUGGUGGUUUACAUUUAACACAAAUGGCUGGCAUUGAGAGAACUAUGACUUCUGUUGCAUCAAAUUGCAGUAUGUAUGGUUAAUAACCAAUAUAGUUACAGAUGUCAAAAUACCUCAUUAAGUAAAAUAUCACAGUACCUGAUCUGGAUGCAAGAUGCUUUGCUUGUUUUGAAAAGAAUUGUGAAUAUUAGAACCAUAGAAAAAUACAUAGAAAAAUAUUAAGAUUAUUUGAAUUAUUAGAUGAUUAGAGAUUCUCACUAGUAUAUACUGGAAUGUUAUUGUUGAAGAAUUCAUUUAGCAACAUGUCAACCUUUCAAAGGAAUUCAUGUUCUUUGUGGAUUGAUUUUAGUCUAUUUGUAACGAGCUACCAAGGAAUAGAAGGUAGUUUAUAACAGCUUGUGUAUAGCCUGUUAGUGCAAAAGGCACAGUUUGUUGCUUUUGUUAGUGCUCCAUUUAUCAAUGCUGACUUAAACCUCUGCCUGGAAAGCUGGAGUUUGACAACAAAAGGAGACAAGGGGGUGAAUCUCAUCCAUUGUUAGCAGAUUCCUUCGGUGGUUUGUAUAAAAUGUUCUCUGUGUAGAAGGAGGAUAAAACAACUCUGGAGACAAAGCUAUACCAUGUAAUUAUGUUCAAUUUUGUAAAGAAGGAAUAGAAAACUCAAAUUUGUAAGUCGUGAUAAAUCUCAAGCUACAUCUUAAUAACUUUGUAUAAUAUAAAUUUUAACAAUUAAAUUACCA
Pristis pectinata (smalltooth sawfish) is the source of this 3521-nucleotide messenger RNA. RefSeq names its product transmembrane protein 135 (gene tmem135). The record is from RefSeq and is a predicted model, not a curated record. The transcript is spliced from 15 exons. The coding region runs from base 17 to 1402 and encodes 461 amino acids. NCBI's taxonomy places the organism in Eukaryota, Metazoa, Chordata, Chondrichthyes, Rhinopristiformes, Pristidae.